UGGCAUCAAGUGAAUCUAGCCGGCAGUUGAACAAUGGAGAAGCUGAAAACAAGGGCCCAUUUGGCCAAAUCGAAAACUGUAAAAAUAUCGAGCACAACUAACGAAGACAGAAAGAAGCGCAUUGCCGCUCGAACUAUGUUACUUCAUCGAACAACACCCAUCAACAUUGAGGAGCUGAUCGAAAAAAAGAUACGGAAAUUAAAGGACAACAGCUUUAUUUUUCUUACGUAUGCUUAUCCUAGAACUAGUGAACACUUCGGAGCCUAUAAGUUUUUGGAGGUCCCGUUCAGCAAAGUCGAUAAGCACGAAUACUUCACGGUCAGUCGGCAUGGAGUUACAUACUGGAGCGAUGCAGAUAAUCACUUCAGUCAACUGGAUGAUUGGUUGAUAGAUUAUGAGAAAUAUAAAACGUUAUUGAAACUUAAUUUCUUCCGGCACUAUCGCUACGCCAAAGCCUUCCGUCAAUGGCGCCAAAAUAUAAAAUGGGAAAAGUAUUCUACUGCACGACACAUUCUGUCAACCAAUUUGUUUCUGGCAAUGCCGCGACUAGCAAAGGCACUUCUGUACAUGCGGGAGCAGUACAUGCAAUUGGUGCAUUUUCGAUAUUUCGAUGUCUCUAUUACUGAAAACUGGCACUUGCCUUAUUUUGUGGAAACACAGAUGACUACAUUUGAACAGGUUCGUGAUCUUCUGAUAAAACUGGACAAGAAAUUGAAGGAAGUAUUGUUUGAUGCAUGUUCCAACACUCUAAUCGAUCGAGGAUAUUCGCCACAUGAUGAAGCACUAAACUACACAAAUAAGAAAAAAGGAAAAGAUGUUAUGAGUUUUACGGAACGGGCCAACAAGCGAAAGCUGUGUGCCCUGCUGACCCGAUUUCUUGGAUACGCAGAUCACAUGAUGAUCAAUUUAUUGCAUCAAAUUCUAAGCGAAUCCUUUCGCAAUUUAUCAAACGUGUUCAAAGGUUAUGAAAUGGAUAAUCUAAAUCAAAAGCUUCCUUUCAUGAAUGUCGAGCUGCUUCUGAAAUCGACCGGAAUCGCUGUCGACCCAUCGAGAGAAAUAUCUGUGUCAUUUCUGCAGCAGAUUUGUUCGAUGGUGACGGAAUCUGCCAGGAGUAUCGAGCGGUUUCAGAGUGACCCAUACUUUGUACUGUUCACCGAACCAGUCAUUAUGGGACGCCGAGAAGAUCGUCUGUGUGGAACUCCUCCUAGUUUCGACUUCAUCAUAGAAAACGAUUUUGAAUUAUUGGAUAACAUGAAAUCUAUCAUCCACAACAUCAACGCAGCAUUUGAUGUUGUUGAUCAAUACAUAAUACAAUUUGAUAAGAUCAGAGAUAAUUUCCUGGAGGCUUUAUUGAUGGAUCGAAACAUAAUUCGGAAUGAAACCGACUUGAGCAAAUUAAAAUGCUUUUGUGAACGUUACAACACUGAAAUGGUCGCAUUGGAGAAUAUACAGGAGUCGCAGCAUUUGGGACUACUGAAGGUCAAGCAAGCAACUUUCCGUAAAGAAAUCAUUCCGGUUUGUCGAGAUCUUAUAUCAGUACUUGACGAGACGUUGCCAAAACUUGCAUUGGAAAAAAUAAACUACGUAGAAAUGAAGGGUGAAGAAAUUUCUACCAAGCUUUUGAUCAUACCUGAAGAGACAAAUCACUACAUCUAUUAUUUCAACUUUCUUGAGAUAUGUCACGAACACGUAGAAAAUCUGGAGAAAGAAUUAAACUAUGCAUACGAGGCAUUGAAAAUAAUGAAAAUUUAUAACGUACCAUUCAAAAACGAAGAUAAAGAUAAAUACUUGGAUAUGGAAGAACUAACGGUGCAAAUAAUGGACAUAAUGAACACAAAACGCAAUCAAAAACAGGAACUGAUAAACAAAUUCGAUCUUUGCCUUCAGACAGAUAUAGCGAAGAUCUUUUCCGAGGUGGAAGAUAUCAGCGAACAGGUUCUCCAGGAAUGGCUGUUGGAUGUAAAUUCGGAUCCGGCUCAAAUUCGUGACUUCCUGAUCGACCUGUCGGAGCGUCUUAAUUUGUGUCAGCGCAAAGCCCAAGAGUACAAAAAAUAUCAAAAAGAAUUUCGAUUGGAAGUAUCCCGUUUUGAUAAACUAGCUAUGGUUAUGAAUGAGGUAAAGUUACGGCAGACCCUUUGGGACAGUGUGCAACAAUGGAAGGACAGCGUGGAACUAUGGAAUGAGAUAAAAUUUUUCGAAUUAAACGUGGAAGAAGUUGAAGCUUUGAAUACAAAAGUUUUGAAAAAUUGUGCCAUGCUUGAUAAGAACUUGCCAAGGAAUGAUAUUAUUCCAAAGUUGAAACUCGAAGCAGAAGAUUUCAAGGAGAAAAUACCGGUGCUUUCAUAUCUUAGAAAUCCAGCAUUGAAGAAUCGACACUGGAUCAAAAUUGAACAAAUUUUAGAUAGAAGAAUUGCCGGUGAAGAUGAUAUUUUCCUGCACACGUUUGAGGAUGCGAAUGCAUUCGAGGAAGAAAAUGCUAUGGAGCUGAUGGAGGUUGCUAAUAUGGCAAGUGCUGAGGCUGGCCUUGAAACGCUGCUCAGUAAGGUAGAAAAUGCGUGGAAGGAGUUGGAAUUAACUGUAGUGAGCCACAGAGAUGCACGAGACGUAUUCAUUCUUGCUGGGGUAGAUGAGUUGCAAACUAUUUUGGACGAGUCCAGCAUCAAUGUCAGUACCAUAGCGGCAUCGAGACAUGUUGGUCCCAUUAAACCGAAAGUAGAUGAUUGGAGCAAACAGCUGGAUCUAUUUUCGCGUACUUUGGAUGAAUGGAUGAUCUGUCAGCAGUCAUGGAUUUAUUUAGAAGCAAUUUUUUCUGCCCCAGACAUCCAACGUCAACUUCCGCACGAGACGCAGAUGUUUUUACAAGUUGAUAAGAGCUGGAAGGAUAUCAUGCGACGAACACAAAAAUCUCCAUUGGCGUUAAGUGCCAUGACUGCUGAGGGGGUAUUGGAGCAACUGCAGAUUAACAACAUUUUACUCGAGAAGGUUACUAGAUGUUUGGAAGCCUAUCUCGAGGUGAAACGAAUGGCAUUUCCAAGAUUCUAUUUUCUUUCGAACGAUGAAUUACUGGAAAUCUUGGCCCAGACUAAAAACCCACAUGCAGUACAGCCUCAUCUGCGAAAGUGUUUCGACGCAAUAGCUAGCAUUGAGUUUGGAAAGAAGAAAACUGAGACCGGCGAGUCAGUGAUGACUAAUGACAUAGUUGCUAUGAUGUCUCCGGAAGGUGAAAGAUUAACAUUUGGAGUAGGCUUGAAAGCACGUGGAGCUGUCGAGGACUGGUUAUCCAAGGUAGAAGAAGCAAUGUUCCUAGCAGUAAAACGAUAUAUGCGGUUAGGUUAUCGCUGCUAUCCAACCAAGGAUCGAUCAUUUUGGAUGCAGGAGCACCCCAAUCAAGUAGUACUUACUGUUUCACAACAACAAUGGUGUGCGUCUGUACAUUCCAUUCUUGACGGUGAUGGAAACGUCAUCAAACAGAUGGAAAAUUUCAGAGAUAAACUAGUAAAAAAUUUGGCGAUAUCUGCCUCAAUUGCUCGUACUAACAUAUCUAAACUUGUUCGUAAAGUUUUGUGUGCCUUGAUAACCAUCGAUGUCCACGCUAUGGAUACAAUUUGCCACAUGGUUGAUAAACAAAUUACUCGAUCAUCCGAUUUUGAAUGGUUGAAAAUGCUUCGCUACUAUUGGAUAACUGAGAAUGACACCGUUGAAACAAAAAUGGCUUCCGCAAAUUUACCCUACUUCUAUGAAUAUUUAGGAGCCGGAGGUGUUUUGGUUAUAACUCCUCUGACUGAUCGUUGCUAUUUGUGUUUAAUGGGUGCACUGCAAAUGGACUUAGGCGGAGCUCCAGCAGGCCCAGCGGGUACUGGAAAAACAGAGACUACCAAAGAUCUGGCAAAGGCUUUGGCAAUACAGUGUGUAGUGUUCAACUGUUCCGAUGGUCUCGAUUAUAAAAUGAUGGGACGAUUUUUCACCGGACUUGCUCAGUCGGGCGCAUGGUGUUGUUUCGAUGAGUUUAAUCGAAUCGAUAUCGAAGUACUGUCGGUAAUUGCUCAGCAAUUAAUUACGAUUAGAAAUGCCAAAGCAAUGAAAAUGAAGCGAUUUCUUUUUGAAGGACGGGAAAUCAAGUUGAAGCCUUCGUGUGCGGCAUUCAUAACAAUGAAUCCAGGUUAUGCGGGUAGAACGGAGCUUCCAGAUAAUCUGAAAGCGCUGUUUCGGCCCAUUUCUAUGAUGGUGCCCGACUAUGCGCUGAUAGCGGAAAUUAUUUUGUACUCGGAAGGAUUUGAAGCCUCGAAGGUUCUAGCCAAGAAAAUGGUACAGAUGUACAAACUGUGUAGCGAACAGCUUAGCCAGCAAGAUCAUUAUGACUUUGGAAUGCGAGCGGUGAAAAGCGUCCUAGUAAUGGCAGGAGCACUGAAACGAGCUUCACCUGACCAACCCGAAAAUAUAACACUGAUUUGUGCGUUAAGAGAUUCAAACCUUCCAAAGUUUCUAGCAAAUGACGCUAUUCUUUUCAAUGGGAUCUUGGGAGAUUUGUUUCCGGGAGUGGAACUACCCGAGCCAGAGAGAGGUAGUCUUCAGGGUGGAAUCGAAGCUUGCAUGGAGAAUAGAAAUUUGCAACCAGUGCCAGAGUUAGUUCUUAAAACACUCCAGCUAUACGAAACAAUGGUGGUGCGUUGGGGUGUGAUGCUUGUUGGACCCACUGGAAGCGGGAAAACCAGUGUACUUCAUACACUUGCUUGUGCACUGGAAAAACUGUACAUUGAUAUCGUCGAUGGUCCAUACUACAGGCCGGUCAAUGUUCAAACUUUGAAUCCAAAAGCGAUAACUAUGGAUGAGUUGUACGGUUACGUAAACCUUGCCACCAUGGAGUGGAAGGAUGGGUUACUAGGACUCGCUAUACGCGCUGCGGUGAACGUUGUAGAAGAGGAACAUCAGUGGGUAGUUUGUGACGGACCGGUAGACGCAGUUUGGAUUGAAAAUCUCAACACUGUCCUAGAUGACAAUAAGAUGCUUUGUUUGGCCAAUUCCGAACGUAUAAAGCUAACAAGUUGGGUGCACAUGGUUUUCGAGGUACAAGAUCUAGCACAGGCUUCACCAGCGACCGUAUCUCGCUGCGGCAUGGUGUAUUUGGAUCCGUUGCAUUUAGGAUGGUCGCCGUUAGUGGUAUCAUGGUUGAACACCGUCGAUGAAGUCCAUCUGGAUAUGGACCUCAAAGAGUAUAUUCAAGUGCUUUACCAUCGUUAUUAUGAUGACAUGGUCAGGUACAUAAACAGGAAGUGCCGCUGGAAUAUCCAUCAAGUUAAUAUUAGCAAACUUUCAAUGAUGACGAAACUAAUGUUAUUGCUCCUGAAAGAUACGCAAAACAUCAAUCUAAUGGAACGAGGAGAUGCGAAAAGUUAUGUUUUCAAAUUGUUUACCUGGUGUGCAUUGUGGUCCUUUGCGGGGAACUUGUCGGAUGAAUCGAAAAUUGGUUUCGAAAAAUUUCUAAGAACGAUUUAUGCCUAAUUUAUUAUUUUUAGAUUACCCGAUGGUUCAUUGUGGGACUUCCGGAUCAACCCAGCUGCAAAAACGUGGGAGAAUUGGAUUACUGUUCACUCAAAAUUUGAUUAUAACUCGAAUAUUGCUUAUUUUGAUCUGUUAGUUCCAACAUUGGAUACAACGAAGUAUGGAUUCGUAGCGGAAAUGCUGUUUAAAAAUCAAUACCCUGUACUUUUCACUGGAGACACCGGAGUUGGGAAAUCAGUUCUGGCCAGAAAUAUUUUAAGCAAGUUAAUGAGAGAAAACGUAAUACCCAUUUUCGUAAACUUUUCGGCACAAUCGGAGAGUUUUCGAACUCAGGAAAUUAUCGAAUCUAGACUUGAACGACGCAAAAAGACUCUUCUGGGUGCACCAAUCAAUAAAAAGAUUAUAAUCUUUAUCGAUGAUGUGAACAUGCCUAAACUGGACGUCUAUGGAAGCCAACCGCCUAUCGAAUUGCUGCGGCAGUUCUUGGACUUUCAAGGAGUAUACGACCGGGAAAAAAUGUAUUGGAAAAGCAUCGUUGAUGUUACUCUAGGUGCUGCUUGUGCCCCGCCAGGCGGAGGUCGGAAUAUUUUGACACCGCGGUUUAUUCGGCAUUUUGCUCUUCUUUCACUUCCGACACCUAACAGCGACACGCUGAAGACCAUUUUCAAAGCAAUACUAGCGGGAUUCUUAGCCGACUUCAGCAGUGUUAUACGACCACUAGCCGAACCAAUAAUUGAGGCUGCUGUUGCGGUUUAUGAAAGAAUCUCGGAAGAAUUGCUACCUACACCGAAAAAGUCCCACUACGUUUUCAAUCUACGCGAUCUUUCGAAGUGUAUUCAAGGAGUUCUGCAAGCAGAUCCGUCCUCGUGUGUCAAUCCGAUUCAAAUACUGCGCUUAUUCUAUCACGAAUCUAUGCGAAUAUUUUAUGAUCGUUUGAUAAGUGAAAGUGAUAAAUCGUACUUUACUCAGUUAUUGCAAGAUUGUUGCGAAAAAUAUUUUGAAACCACUGUCGUUCAUCCGGACGAAACCGUGUUGUUUGGAGAUUUCAUGAUAUAUGGACAAGCGUCUGAAGAUCGUAUAUACGAGGAGAUUAAGGACAUGAAGAAACUGAAAAGCAUUCUCUUGGACUAUUUAGAAGAUUACAACUCAAUGGGAGGUAAGGAGAUGAAUCUGGUGUUUUUCAUGGAUGCCAUCGAACACAUCGUCCGCUUGGCACGGCUUUUGAGGUCGGAGCGUGGAAAUGGUCUUCUGGUUGGUGUGUCUGGAAUGGGGAAGCAAAGUUUGUCGAGACUAGCGGCGCAUAUUAAUGGUUAUCAGUGCAAUCAAAUUGCAUUACGUCGUGGAUAUGAUCACGCAUGCUUUCAUGAAGAUUUGAGGAAAAUUUACUGGAUCGCUGGUGUACUGAAUAAGCCGAUCGUUUUCCUGAUUACGGACACACAAAUUGUAAGAGAAGAGUUCAUGGAAGAUAUAAAUAAUAUUUUAAACUCCGGAGAAGUUCCUAAUUUGUUCGAAGGAGAUGAAUAUGAAAAAAUUAUCUUGAAUGCGAGGCAACCGUGCAUUGAGAGUGGAUUCGCUAACACCACCCGCGACGGAAUAUUUGAAUUUUUCAUAAAACGAGUUCGUGCCAACUUGCAUGUGACAAUUUGUAUGAGCCCUGUUGGUGAUACGUUUAGGCGGCGUUGCAGGAUGUUUCCUUCGUUAGUGAAUUGUUGCACCAUCGAUUGGUUUGUGAAAUGGCCUACCGAGGCACUGUUAUCUGUGGCAGUCGGCUCAUUGAAAGACGUCUCGGAAAAUGAAACGCAAAGUAAGCAUCUUGCACAAAUCUGUGUCAUGAUGCACGAGAGUGUUGAAGCGAUUUCCGAAAGAUUUUACAGAGAAAUGCGACGUUAUUACUACACAACUCCGAGCAGCUACCUACAGUUGCUUAAUCAAUAUCGUGUGUUGGUUCACAAGCGGAUAGAAAUAAUCAUACAAAAAAAGGACCGAAUUGCAAAUGGUUUGAGCAAAAUACUUGAAACAAAUGUGGUGGUAGCAGAAAUGGGAGAAGAAUUGAAACAGUUUGUUCCCAUUCUGGAGGAAAAGUCAAGAAAUAUGAAAGAAUUACUGGCUAAACUUGAUAAAGAUAAUACCAUCGCCGAGGGUGUCAAGCGAAGUGUUGCGAAGGACGAGGCAGAAGCGAAAAUUAAAGCUGCAGAAACACAGGAGAUUGCCGAUGAAGCAGCUAAAGAUCUUGAAACUGUGAUGCCAACAUUGCAAGCGGCACAGGACGCUCUUAAAGCAUUAAACAAAAAUGAUAUUAAUGAACUACGAGUAUUUCAAAAACCGCCUAGGCUGGUACAGUUUGUGAUGGAGGCCGUACUUAUUCUAUUGGGAUCGAAAACCGACUGGAACUCAGCGAAAGUGGUAAUGGCAGACGUUAAUUUUUUGAAAAAACUCGAAGAAUACGAUAAGGAACACAUUCCUGAAACAAUUUUAAAGAAACUCAAGACAUACAUAGACCAUAAAGAUUUUCAACCUCCGAUCAUAGAAAAAGUAUCCAAAGUAGCCAAGUCCAUGUGUCUUUGGGUGAUAGCUGUCGAACGAUAUGCCAAAGUGUACAAACUGGUUGAACCGAAAAUAAAAAAGCAAAAGGCGGCCGAAGAAGAACUGAGUCAAGUGAUGAAGUUGUUGAAAUCGAAGCAAAAUGAACUAGCGGAAAUCGAGGCUAAAAUUCUCAUGUUAAUGUCAAAUCUGGAUGAGAAAAAACGUGAAAUGAAAGUUCUACAGGAUCAUAAUGACCUAACGGCUACACGUCUGAAUCGAGCUGGUCGUUUGACAUCCGCCCUAGCCGAUGAAGAGAUUCGAUGGCGUGACACAGUUCAGGAACUAACGGCGGAACAAUUCGCUGUUCCUGGAGAUGUACUAGUGGCUUCGGCGUACGUUGCUUAUCUUGGGGCAUUUCCCAUGCACUACAGACGCGAACUUUCCAUAAAAUGGGUAGAAGAGUGUCGUAAUUUGAAUAUACCGAGUAGUGCUAGUUUCGAUCUGGUGAAAAUUUUGGGUGAUUCCUUUCAAAUUAGACAGUGGAAUAUGUAUGGACUACCGCGAGAUGAAAUCUCCAUAGAAAAUGCAAUCAUUUCCACACAGGGUGGUAGAUGGCCUUUGAUGAUUGAUCCACAGGAGCAAGCAAAUCGCUGGGUACGCAACAUGGAAACGGAGAACGAGCUUAAGAUAAUAAAAUUAAGCGAUGUGAACAUGAUGCGCAUACUGGAGAUUUGUAUAAGACAAGGAAUUCCAAUGCUUAUAGAAGAUAUACAAGAGACUCUAGAUCCUGUACUGGAAUCGGUUCUACUGAAAAGAAUUUUCAUACAAAAUGGAAGACCGAUGAUCAAAUUAGGUGAUGUUGAUGUAGAUUACGACAAUAGCUUUAGAUUAUACAUGACAACAAAGUUAGCAAAUCCACAUUUUUUACCUGAGAUUUGCAUCCAAGUGUGUUUGGUGAACUUUUUGGUAUCACGAAGUGGUUUGGAGGAUCAGCUUCUGGCCGAUAUCAUCAAAAUCGAACUUCCGGAAAUGGAAACUCAGCGUAGUGAUUUGAUCGUUCGUAUAAAUGCUGACAAGCAGCAAUUGUUGUUGCUGGAGGAUAAGGUGCUGAAAUUACUUUACAGUUCGACAGGAAACAUUCUGGAUGACGAAGAGUUGGUAGACGCACUGAAUGAGUCCAAGGAAACCUCGAUAAUCAUAGCAGAUCGGCUGAUAGAAACGGAGAAAACUGAAAAAACUAUCGCGGCAACCAGAGAAAAAUAUCGAAUUCUCGCUUCACGUGGGGCAGUUCUAUACUUUGUCGUUUCAUCGCUGGCAGAAAUUGAUCCGAUGUAUCAGUUUAGUUUGCGGUAUUUUUCGCACGUGUACUGUUCAGUUAUCGCACGACCCCAUGAAAAAGUGGAACUUCCUGAAAGACUGAAUCGUCUAUUGGAUGAUAUCACAUUUACCGUAUUUUCAAACAUCUCUCGAGGUCUGCUGGAAAAGCAUAAAAUAAUCUAUUGUUUCCUGCUAGCUGUUGCUAUUUGCAAGGAAGAUAAUGAAUUCACUGACGAUCAAUUGCAUUUUAUUCUGAGAGGUCCCGCAAACAGAAAUUACUCUCUUGAUGAUAAACUCGAAUAUGUGACAGACAACCAGUGGUACAGUUGUAGAUACUUAGAGGAAAAGUUUACAAAUUUCUCGGGGCUAUCUCGUUGUUUGAAAGAGAUUAUUGAAAUCUCAAUCCAGGACUUUUCGGCGAAUUUUUCCUUUGCUAGCAAAGCCGCCGAAUCGACAAAACCUUGGAACAGCAUUUUAUCUGUGUCGGAAAAAUUGAUGCUCGUAGCAGCAUUAAAGGAGGAAAGUCUUGUCAUAGCGAUUACUGAAUUCAUAAGAUUCAAGCUGGGAAAGAUUUAUACCGAACCACCGAAAAACACAACUUUACCUUCACUCUACGAAGACAUUUCGUCCACGACUCCUCUGGUGUUUGUUUUGUCUCCGGGGUCUGAUCCAAUGACCGCUUUAAUCAAAUUUGCACAAGAAAAGGAGUAUGUCGAGAAACUUUUUUCCAUUUCGUUAGGUCAGGGCCAAGGGCCUGCCGCUGAAGCCCUUAUUGAGAACGGCACCAAACACGGCCACUGGGUGUUUCUUCAGAACUGUCACCUGGCGACCUCUUGGAUGGAGUCUAUGGAAAAAAUAGUGACGAAUAUUGCCAUGUGCAUAAAGCCAGUUAACACAGCGUUUCGUUUGUUUCUAUCUUCGAUGCCUGUAAAGACGUUUCCUAUCAGUGUCUUGCAAAAUUCCGUCAAAGUUACCAAUGAACCACCGAAAGGUCUGCGCGCAAAUUUGAUUCGCUCAUUGGAUGAUCUAGAGAAAGGAAGCUUCGAACUACACGUGUUGGGACAGCAGUGGAGAAGCAUGGUGUUUGGAUUGUGCAUGUUCCAUGGAAUAAUUCUAGAGCGAAGAAAAUUCGGUCCCCUCGGAUGGAAUAUAACUUAUGAAUUCAAUGAAAGUGACAGGGAAUGUGCAUUACGGACCUUGGAUAUUUAUUGCGAGCGGGAACUAAAACAACCCAUCCCAUGGGACGCACUAGAGUACAUCAACGGGGAAAUAACGUAUGGUGGAAGAGUGACAGAUAGUUGGGACCAAAGAUGUUUGAAAUCGAUUUUGAAAAUAUUUUCUUCAAGAAAGAUUUUGUCUGACCCAUACCAAUAUAGUGAAAGUGGGCUUUACUACUGCCCUAAUAACCGUAGCUUGGAGGAGUAUAUCACAUAUGCCAACAGUCUACCAAUUCAUGACCCACCUGAAGUGUUCGGAAUGCACGAAAAUGCCAACAUUAUAUUUAAUCGAAAUGAAACCAGGUUUUUCGUGGACACACUUUUGAACAGCAUAAGUGGCGGUCAGAUUUCGGGUGAAGCUGCGUUGGCAGCAAUGGAUAAGUUAUGUUUAGAAAAAAUUCAAACCAUACGAACAGCAAUCGCCAAAAAUAUCAAUAGUGACAACCCCUACCCGGAUCUAAUGAAGCGUGAUGGCAAAAAUCGAAUACCAUCUUUAACUACAGUACUGCUGCAAGAAAUUGAACGAUUCGAUAAAUUGCUAAACGUUAUUCACAUCAGUCUUAACGAUUUAGAGAAAGCUAUUCAAGGUUUCGUGGUAAUGUCAGAAAGUUUAGAAACCAUCUAUCGGGCAUUUACCAACAAUCAAGUUCCACAGUUGUGGCAUAAGGUAGGAUUCCUAUCUACCAAAUCAUUGGGCAGCUGGAUAUUAGAUUUGCAACAACGUAUCGACUAUGUGCAAUCUUGGAUCGAUGACGGACUUCCAAUUUCUUCGUGGAUUUGCGGCCUGUUCUUUCCUCAAUCUUUCUUAACGGGAACAUUACAAACGUAUUCGAGGAAAAAUGACAUACCAAUUGACACGUUGCGUUUUGAUUUUGAAAUAAUGAAUUGUACCCUGAAUCAGCAAGUCAUUUACGAACGAAGGAUUCGUGGACAAAAAAGCAACUCUUUUUUCGAGGACCUUAAAAUACCGGAAUAUGGUGUAUUAGUGCACGGUUUGUUUAUUGAAGCUGGUCGUUGGGAUGGUCGAGAAGGAAUUUUAUGUGAUGCCAGGAUCGGAGAGCUCGUAUCCCGUCUUCCGGUAGUUUGGUUGAAACCGUGUGUAAAAUUGGAUGUUGGAGGCAGGUAUGAAGCUCCAUUAUACAAAACCAGCAUUCGUGCAGGAGUAUUAUCGACAACCGGUCAUUCAACCAACUUUGUUCUGUCGAUUUUGCUAGAAACACGCAAACCUCCUGACUAUUGGAUUUUACGAGGAACUGCUUUAGUGACUCAUGUAACCGACUAAGACUUAAUAGAGCAUCAAUGUUGGUUUCCACUUCCUUUACAGCCUUUUCAGCGUGUGCCGUGCUUGUGAUUACUUCGUGGAUCAUAACUCUUUGAAUAGUCCUGGAAGG
Molecule: messenger RNA, 11947 nt
Organism: Malaya genurostris
Lineage: Eukaryota; Metazoa; Arthropoda; Insecta; Diptera; Culicidae
Gene: Dhc16F
Product: dynein axonemal heavy chain 6
Exons: 17
Biological process (GO): microtubule-based movement
Cellular component (GO): dynein complex
Molecular function (GO): ATP binding; dynein intermediate chain binding; minus-end-directed microtubule motor activity
Source: RefSeq, a predicted model, not a curated record